GCGCUGCGCGGAGUCGGCCGCGCUGUCCCGCUCGCUCCGCAUCGCCCCUUCGCAGCCCCCGCCGCGGCCCCGACCCGUGCAGCCAUGGCCAGCGGGGGCCUGCAGCUCCUGGGUUUCGUGCUGGCCUUCCUGGGCUGGAUUGGCAUCAUCAUCAGCACGGCCAUGCCCCAGUGGAAGAUGGCAUCCUACGCGGGGGACAACAUCGUGACGGCCCAGGCGCUCUACGAAGGGCUCUGGAUGUCGUGCGCCAUGCAGAGCACGGGGCAGAUCCAGUGCAAGGUGUACGACUCGCUUCUCAAGCUGGAGAGCAGUCUGCAGGCCACUCGGGCAUUGAUGGUGGCUGCAAUUCUCUUGGGCCUUGUUGCUGUAUUUGUUGCUGUGACUGGUAUGAAAUGCAUGAAGUGCAUGGAAGAGGACCAAGUGAAAAAGAUGCGUAUGGCUGUCUUUGGCGGAGUGAUUUUCAUCAUUGCAGGAAUGGCAGCACUGGUGGCCACAUCGUGGUAUGGCAAUAGAGUGGCUCGGGCCUUCUAUGACCCUUUCACCCCUGUCAACACCAGAUUUGAAUUUGGAUCAGCCCUCUUCAUUGGCUGGGCAGCUGCUUCGCUGGCAAUGCUGGGAGGAGCCUUCCUCUGCUGCUCCUGCCCCCGGAGAGAAACCUCCUAUCCACCCACCCGAGGCUAUCCAAAAAAUGCCCCCUCCACAGGGAAGGAUUACGUAUAAUGAAAUGAUGAAGAGGAGCCACCAACACUGAUAGUGAAGAAUCCUCUGGAGAGGACGCUACAAUGCUACUGUCCUGAACAGAGCUCAGACUUUCCAAGUUCUGCCUUCCUCUUUUCCACCAAAUGUGUAUAUUUUUGUAUCCUCUUUGCUACUGGACAUAACUUCUCCUUUCUCUCCCAGCCCAUGGAGGAAGGCUAGCCUAGGUUCAUGAGUAUUGCCGCUGGAAAGAUGAAGCCUCUGAGCUUGGGUUAACUUCAGUAUUUGGGAGUAAAAGGGAAAAUGAUACUGUUUUUAGAUGGAUGUUGGUGCUUUUUUAGUGUUUUUUUUUUUAAUUAGAUGGUAACAAUUCAGUCUCGAUACCCAUUAAGGUAGAGCCCAUUGUCAUGUGUGUAGAAGUUAAAAAUAUAUAUACGCAAAGUGAUAAAGGCAGUGCUAAGGGGAAACAAUUUUAGGGCAAAGACUUCCCAUACAGGAAUGCUUGAAGAGAUUCUACAGUUCUUUUGUACUUUCAUUGGCACCCUCUUCACCUUCCUCUGCAUAGAUUGGCAAGAUGAAGGGUUAGACAAAAUGUGCAACUGUCCAUGUACAUGCUGUUCACCAGCAGAAGAUGCAGUGUAAUGUGACUCGGUUCAGUCCCAUGUCACUCUGAGGUCUAGUAAAUUGAUCAUAUCUGCCAGAGACUGUGAGAUGGUGAACUCCUAAAGCAACUGCAGGUUUCCAUAGUGUCAGGGAAGAGCUAGUGAAAAUCAAUUCCUUUCAGAUUUCAGUGCAUGGUUCUCAGUGGGGCUAUCAUUGCCAUCCCUUAGAGAUGCUGAGUGUUGCAAGUGACUUUCUGAUAGUCUAACUCUUAAUCUUGGAGCUUGAACUUUUAUUCCUUUGUGUAAUGAGGUACCUCUAACAAACUCUCCUCUUGAAAUCAUUCACUUCUCUAGAAUAUCAGCUCAUUUUUUCUACCUCUGUUUUUGGCCAUUUUUUCACAUUUAUGAUCUCUUCUGAAACCAUCCAUUCAGCCCUUUCUCCAUGUGUGUGUUCUGGUGCUCCUCCUCCUCUGGUGCUCCCUAUGUUCUGGAGAUGGCCAGGACUCCCCCAGCCGUUCAGUCCCAGGCCUGUGUCCUGCUGUAACCUGGAGGGAUUAAGAAAUGCCUCAUUUAUUACAUGAGCACUUUCCACAUGGAGCACAGUGACAGACAUGUUUUACUGCUACAUACAGUUCCCUGUUCAAUCUGCUGUUGUUCUUCUAUCUCAGACUUGCCUUGUAACCACUUAACCUCUGCCUUUUCCCUCCCUCACACAUACCAGAUCUAUUAACUUAGCUCCUCUUGGUUGUUCAUGCAUUUAAACCUAAGACUAGCUUCUGGAUUGACUUUCAUGUUUCUGCCCUCUCAAGUCUGCAGUUCUUUCUAAUUUGGAAUGUUAUGAAUUGCUGAUUUUGGUUUGCCUUAUGCAGUUAAAUGUUAAACCAAACAGUGCACUGCCAACCCUUGAUGUUUCUCCAAGGAUACCUCACAUACUGCUAUUUGAUUCUGUUCUCUUAAGCAUUUUCAGUGAUGAGAUAUAAAGGCAUAUUAUAAGAAAACUGACUCAAAGGUUAGAGCAUUUUCUUUUUAAUCAAAGCUCAAAGAGGAAGAAACAUAUCACUUUCAAAAUAAAGCCAUCAUUGCAUAUAAAGUCAUAUCUGAAAAAUGCAGUUAAUAAAAGGUUUCCACCCCUUCCUCUGAAAAACCCUGUUUUCAAUGUUGUAAUAAACUGAGUGAGGUUGGCUAGAGUUUAAAUCUCAUACUCCUAGAAGGAUGGUGUCAGCUCUCCAAAGCUCAGACUUCCUGUUCCUGAGGAAGGAAGAUGGUUGCUUCUAACCAGGCUUAUAAUUGUGUAUAUGUUCAGAGGCAUUGGACUUACUGAUUUCCUUCUGCAGAUAGCUCAGCCCAAGGCUCUCCCUAUGUACAACCGUGGCGUCAGUGGUUUAAGCCUUGUACCUUUGUGUGACCUCUUGCUGUAACAUGAAUCAAAUUUACUAAAAGAAACCAACCAAAGUAUCUGCUUUUGGCUUGAGUUGACGGUGGCCUGUAUGUGGAGAUGGCUCAUGUAGCUUCCAUUUCUCCAAUGGGAGUUGCCUGUGCACAGUGGCUGCCUUGUGUGACCUCAUUUUGGUGGCAGCUUGGGUCAUCUCAGACAGCUGCUGAGGUCUGUGCUUUUAUAUUUGCAUUAACCCUGAGCCAGGGAGCAGAUGCUUGUAUUAGGAACUUGUAUGAAGUGUUUAAACAGUUUCAAUAAAUUGACUUUUUUUUAGAGAAAA
Messenger RNA from Rhea pennata, 3013 nucleotides. RefSeq names its product claudin 1 (gene CLDN1). Gene Ontology annotation, biological process: cell adhesion; bicellular tight junction assembly. NCBI's taxonomy places the organism in Eukaryota, Metazoa, Chordata, Aves, Rheiformes, Rheidae. Gene Ontology annotation, cellular component: plasma membrane; bicellular tight junction. Gene Ontology annotation, molecular function: structural molecule activity. The record is from RefSeq and is a predicted model, not a curated record. Bases 85 to 720 code for a protein of 211 amino acids. The transcript is spliced from 4 exons.